Molecule: messenger RNA, 1132 nt
Organism: Amphiprion ocellaris (clown anemonefish)
Lineage: Eukaryota; Metazoa; Chordata; Actinopteri; Pomacentridae
Gene: znf511
Product: zinc finger protein 511
Exons: 6
Coding region: 78-995 (305 amino acids)
Source: RefSeq, a predicted model, not a curated record
AAUACGACCAAAACAGACGAUUCCUUCCCGGCAGGUGAACCUAUUGGAUAACUUUACAGUAAUGAGAGCGUGAAACAAUGCUGCAGCCAGAUAUGUUCCAACUUAUGACGGCGGGAGAUGUUUCAGUAAGAGGCUGUCAUGAAGAGAGUCCGACAGGAGCCUCGGAGAAGCAGCAGAAGCGGAGGCAGAGUGAGUCUGAGGAGGGAAACCCGUUCAGCUUCUCCCCGCAGCGCCUCCACCUGCACCGGGACCACGAGCUGUUCGAGGAUGGAGACAUUCUGAGACACAUGUACCUGCAAGACCUUUACAUCUUGGAGGCAGAAGACAAGCCAACACUCAGUGUGUCAGAGUUCGCAUGUCACAUCUCAGGCUGCAGUUCAGUCUUCAGUACACUGGAGGAGUACGAGCACCACUAUAACUCCUUGCAUAGACAUGUGUGCUGCUCAUGCCGUCGCUCCCUGCCAAAUGCCCGACUCCUAGAUAUUCACAUUCAGGAGUGGCACGAUUCUCUCUUCACUAUCCUCGCCCAGAGGCAAGACAUGUACCAAUGUUUGGUGGAGGGCUGUGGACAGAAGUUCAGGACUACUCAACACCGAAAAGACCAUCUAAUAAGAAUUCACAAAUAUCCUCCAGACUUCAGAUUUGACAAAACCAAAAAGGACAAAAGAACCCGUGAGACGAAGACACAGCAGCAGAAGGAUGCAGCCAUGGAGGUAGUGGACGAUGUGUGUGAGUCUGAGGGUGUGUGUGACGUUAUGUGUAAUGUGCUGUCAGACCAACCUGAGCAUGAGGAAUCCAUGGAGACACAUGCAUCUGAGGAAGAAGCUGCUCGCUUGGCAAAGUCGACCGAGGAUCUUCCUGCUGCCGCUCAGGGCUCAGACAGUACAAGCAGCGCACCAGCAAAAGCACAAUACUCUUACAGGGUCCCUCCAGCCGUUUGCUUUGGUCACGGCUCCGUCCGAGGCUUCAGAGGACGGCGGGGAAGGAGGAAAUGAAAAAAACAGAAUUCAGCCUUUUGCUUACUGUCUUCUGAGGUUUACAACUUUAUACCUUUAUACCUUUUAACAGAAUGUAUUUACUGUCAUAUGUGUCCUUAACUUAUAAUAAAAGGUUUUUUUGCAAUAUAAAAAAA